CCGACGUAAGCGCCGACGCAAUACGGCGGCCGGGUGUUCUGUGCCGGGGGAUCGCCGCUUUCUCCUUCGCCGCGCUGACUCCCUGCCAUGGAGUUUGUGGACCGGGCCGCGCGCUUCUUGCUGCCUUACUUGACCUUGAUGAUGCCGUGGGCAUUGAUGGGCUUAAUGGUGACCGGAUCCCUCGUUAAAGAAUUGGUGCCGCUGGAUGCUACUUACCUGAGUAACAAGCGCAACGUGCUCAACGUCUAUUUUGUGAAAUUUGCUUGGGCCUGGACAUUCUGUCUGCUGUUGCCAUUCAUCUCUAUAACCAACUACCAUGUCAUCCAGAAGAUUUUACCUGUACUUUUUCGCCUGUUCUCACUGUUGGUUGGUACUAUCAUUUGGUAUACAUGCACAAGUAUAUUUUGGCUCAUUCAGGACUUCACAGGCAGUUGUUACAAAUCAUCAUCCCUUGAUGUAGUGACUCAAGAACAUUCCAACAAGCUGCGGUGCCUACAAGCUGGUGGGAUAUGGCAAAAUUUUGAUAUCUCAGGACAUUCCUUCCUCCUUUCAUAUUGUGUUCUAAUGAUUCUAGAAGAGUUGGCUGUGAUGCCCAGUGUGAAAACCUUUCAGGGCUCCACACUGCACAUGGUGGUGAACAGCUUAUUCUUAGCAUUGACUUGUUUGACCUUUAUCUGGCUUUUCAUGCUUUUUACUACUGCUGUAUAUUUCCAUGAUUUUUGGGACAAGAUUUUUGGCACUUUGGUGGGCCUCUCUGCUUGGUAUGGAACAUACAGGUUUUGGUACCUGUCACCUUUAUCUCCUGGGCUUCCCCCCAAAAGAACCCUUUAUUUCCCGAAGUCUAAUCGUAGGCUAUAAAAUCAGUUUGUGGAUCAGAUUCUAUUUUAAAGAAUAUUCAUUUGUAAUUAUCUAGAUUUUAAGACAACUAUUAAUAAUAGUUAUUUAAAGUAUAUAUUUAAAGUGAGUGGCAAAAGACCAAAUACUGUUUGCAUGAUGAGUUUGUGGUAUAGUCCUUGAAAGUGAUUGAUAUCUUAGUAAUAUCAAGUAAUUGUUAAUCUUGGCUAACUGAAUGGAAACUGUUGACUGGAUUGGUAUUAGAAUAACUUGAGAGGAAAAUAUUCCUCUUUAAAACUCUACUUUUAACUAUGAAGAGGCAAAUUUCAUAGACAAAAAUACACUUAGAUACAACACUCAUAAUACAUUUUUAUUACAAAAAUGUAGGAUUCAAUAAAUGGACGCAUUUCUGGUUUGGUUAGAUAAAUUGACCGAGAUCGUACUUUAUUUGAGGUUCUAAUAAUUAACACAGUGAUAGAUACUUAAACAUUUUGUCUCAAAUUAUCUUGCUUGAAGUCAAGGAUGGAGCUUGAUGUAGAACAAAGUUUUCUUUGAGUUUGAUUUAAAUCCAUAUAUUAUUACAAAAAAGGAUAGCCAUAUUAGUCUUACGGUAUUUAGUGCCAUAGGUAAUUUUGGAUUUAUUUAUUUAAUUUAUAUUUCAGAUUUAAAUACCACCCAUCCCACAAAAAGUGACUCUGGGCGGUUUAAAAUAACUAUCCCCACCAUUCUGUUUAUUUCAACAUUCAACUUUGUUCAGAUGAAAUGGCUUGCCUCAUCCAACCUUUGUUCUCAAAUUUAUUUGACUUCUUUAGCAUAUCUUAAUAUGUCAUAUCUUUGGCAACAUGGUAUCUCUGAAUGUUGCAAAAUGCUUUAUAUUUGUAAUCAGAGCUGUCCUGUUACAGCAGGCUGUUGCUUGCAGGAUUGCAGCUUCCACAUUCUCUGCUUUUCAAUUAAUUAAAUAUGGCAGUUAGGAAAUCUACAGCAAUGUUCGUUUAUUGUUUAUGGGAGUCAUCUAGAAAAUGCUAUUUAUAUUGGUUCCUACAGCCAUCCUUCACAACAGGAAAAACAUAAUUCAUAAAGAAUCUUAUUUAAGGACUUUUUUAUUUUGUUUAGCUUCCUUCGAUACUUUGACUUUUUUCUCUACAACACAAGCUUAAAAUGUUAAUAUAUUUGUGUUAAUUGUACUUUCUACAGUUUUGCAUUUUGACUAACAGUAUUACACUAUAAGUGCAAUUAUUUUUAAUCUAAUUGAAAAAUAAUUCAGUUUUAUUGAAUGUUGCUGCUUUAUAUGUUAUAUUCAGCCUACUUUAUUUUUGUAUGUUCCUACUAUACAUUUAAUAAAGCUGCAUAGUUUGCAGCUA
Molecule: messenger RNA, 2195 nt
Organism: Python bivittatus (Burmese python)
Lineage: Eukaryota; Metazoa; Chordata; Lepidosauria; Squamata; Pythonidae
Gene: FITM2
Product: fat storage inducing transmembrane protein 2
Biological process (GO): lipid droplet organization; phospholipid biosynthetic process; lipid storage
Cellular component (GO): endoplasmic reticulum membrane
Molecular function (GO): coenzyme A diphosphatase activity
Source: RefSeq, a predicted model, not a curated record